AUCAGACCUGCACGUUUUGUUCUCGAUCGUCUCUGCCUGUUCUUGGCCUGCUCACGAUAAAUCACGCCUCUGACAACACACACUCCCUGACUCGUUCUAAACAGCAACAUCGACAUACCCCUGCACGCACCACCGCCAGCUAAUUCUUGACAGCUCCCUGCGUACGAACCCGACGAGCUCGCUGUCUGUUAAUUCAGUGAACUUUGGUUGGCGAUGGCGCCACGAGUCCCCAUUGCUCCUCCUGCGCCAUAUGUGCCGCCUCUCACUCCAGAGUACGACCAGGUAGUCGUCCUAUACGUCACCGCUGUAUACACCGUCGUGAUAUUCGGGCUCUGGAAUAUACCUGGCGCGCGGAUAUUAAUCACCCCCUUGAAACUCUUCACCAUUGGCUGGCACGAACUCUGUCACAUUGUCGCGGCUGUCCUUACUGGCGGAUCAGUGUACCAUGUUACGAUAGACCCAAAUUUGGGCGGCGCUACUCGUGUGGAGGGCGGCUGGCCAAAGUUUAUACUCCCCGCUGGCUAUUUUGGCUCAACGCUCUUCGGUGGCGUCUUCAUCCUCGGGGGCUUCGACGUCCUCGUCGCGAAGGUCCUCAGCUUUGUGCUCGGCGUUGGCCUCAUCAUACCUUUAGCCCUUGUGCGAGAUAAACUGACAAUAUUGCUGACAGUUCUGUACGAAGGACUUCUGAUUGGGUUUUGGUUUAUAGGCCAUGCUCAAGCUCUACGUUGGUACUGCCUCUUCGUUGGAGUCAUGAACGUCUUCUACGCCAUAUGGGACUUGACCGAUGACAAGUUCUUUCGAAAACAAAAUGAUUCUGACUGCACGCAGUACUUCAUCAUGUUUCCCAGGACUGCACCCCAAUUCUGGGCGAUUGCCUGGAUUGUCUUCGAGGCUGGCGUGUGCAUCAGUUUCCUGUUUCUUGGUCUUGCCAAGUUCAAGUUAUCGCCUGAGGCUAUGAAUGAGCAAGCUGCCAGCUUUUUGCCAACAUGAGCGAUUGGAAUCAACUAUUUAUACAACAUUCAGGCUGGACCUUGCUAUGGAUUAUAACUUGAGGAAUAAACAGUCGUCGUGAUAUUGCAUUCUGUAACGAACUCUUGCUGUCAAGUACACUAACUUUCACUUGCAACGUGAAGGCUUUAUUGCAUCACAAUUAUAACACUCAGGAAUAUUCAGAGAUUCAAAUGAUCAGACACACUACAUACUGAUAUUUGAAUACGGCUUUCCAAGAAAUCUUCCCACUUAAUGUUCCCGAGGACUGUUCAGGGCCCCAUUCCCGUUGGAAGGUGUAUUGUGCGAGGUGAUAUUUCAGAGGAAUAAUUCAUGGAUUAUGAUAGUGUUUGAAGAUGACCCGUGAAAGGACGACGAUGCAUGGCGGAAGAAUGCGGUACGAGAAGUUAGCACAAGUGACAGCUAAUCGCGUGUUGCUCGCCGUAUGAUGCCCGCCACAAGGAUUGCACCCAAAGCUGCGGCACCUCCUGCGAGAGCCAUGCCAACGUAUCCUUCUGGCGCCACGCCCUUUUCGAUGAGUGAACCCAACGACUGUGCCUGCAGGUUAUGGGGUUCCUUCUCCAGGAGAAGGUCAUUGAACUUGCGGGCAUCCUGGUAAUUGCCCAGCUUAUAGUAUCCUAAUGAGAGAUAGUAGAGACAUUCUCUUCGCCGCGUUGGCUCUGCACGGUAUAUCUCCUGCAAUAGCCGUACGCCCUCAACCUGGAGAUCACGUAGUGGGCUCUUCACGAGGCCCCAUGCAUAGUUGAACUUGGUCUGGACUGUAACGUGCGAUUGGGCGACUUCUUUCUGGUAUUGCAGGCGGAGCACCUCUAGCUCGUCGUAAGAGAGAGACACCUCGGCGUCUGCAGCGUAAGGGAGUUCGGUAGGCAUGGCGAAGAGGGACAAGGGGGUUGUUAAGAUAUAACUCUGGCAGCUGCAGGGCGGCACUUGCAGUACUUGC
Molecule: messenger RNA, 1948 nt
Organism: Coniophora puteana RWD-64-598 SS2
Lineage: Eukaryota; Fungi; Basidiomycota; Agaricomycetes; Boletales; Coniophoraceae
Exons: 14
Coding region: 214-990 (258 amino acids)
Source: RefSeq, a predicted model, not a curated record